AUUAGAAACUGUUGGUCUCCCAUUUCUCUAGCAACCAGGAAGGACGUUGGUGUGGAGGACAAGAACUAGCAUGGCGCCCAGUGCUUUGGCGAAACCUCAGAUGCGGGGCCUUCUGGCCAAACGCCUGCGCUUUCAUAUCGUUGGAGCCUUUGCUGUGUCCUUGAGCGUUGCAGCUCUGUAUAAGUUUGCAGUGGCGGAACCAAGAAAGAAGGCAUAUGCAGAUUUCUACAGAAAUUAUGAUUCCAUGAAAGAUUUUGAGGAGAUGAAGAAAGCUGGUAUCUUCCAGAGUGCAAAGUGAUUGGGGAUGUAAAGAAUUUCUUUGGAUUGAAUUCUGUAGAAGUUUGUCACUGACCUGUGUUCCCGAACUAUGAAACAUGAAAUAUACGGGCUAAGGAAUAGUUUAUCUUGAUAAAUAAAUAAAUACUCUGGA
Messenger RNA from Oryctolagus cuniculus (rabbit), 430 nucleotides. RefSeq names its product cytochrome c oxidase subunit 6C. NCBI's taxonomy places the organism in Eukaryota, Metazoa, Chordata, Mammalia, Lagomorpha, Leporidae. The record is from RefSeq and is a predicted model, not a curated record.